UAUUGCAAGAGCAUAACGUGACGCGCAAGGACCUGAGACACGUAUGGCUAUCAAAUGGAUUAUUCUGACAUACUCUUGACUUGAACUCAGACUAUAAGCAAGGACAAUGCAGUCAGGAGCCACACACAGGACUUGCACAGAGCUUGAAGAACCUGGUUUUAUAAAAAUAAAAACUACCUGGCUUUGAUUAAGACACAUUCAUUCAGUCGGCUGAUAUCACACUGAGCGGAAGGACUUGGAUUGACAGCACUGACGAUAUUUUAGAUGACAUUCUGAAUGCUUUUUGUCACACAGCUGCACCAUUCAAGUGGAUCAUAUUCAUCGAGACGAGAACGAAACACACCAAGCGAAAGGACACGCGUGAGAAAGCUUACCAUGCACUGACAACAAGGAAUGGAAAGCAUCAGUGUGGAAACGGACUGGGAUGGGUUAGCCCUCUCCUCUCUAGGCGUCACAGGAAGGAACAAUAUUUCUUCCUCGUUUGUCUCUGAACUGAACUCCCUCAACAGUUCUCACGGCGGUGGAUCAUUUUUGGGGAUUUUCCCUGAGAAUGGUUCCACCCCCACGCCUCACACCUUGGCCCCGGCCAGGAUGAGGGACCUGGGUCUGGCUCGGGCAGAGAUUGCAGUUCUCGGGGUGGUGCUGGCUCUUACCACCCUGGGAAAUAGCUUUGUGCUGUGGGUGCUGCUGAGGAGGAGGAAGCAUAAUGCGCCAAUGCAUGUGUUCAUGGUCAACCUCUGUGUGGCUGACCUGGUGGUGGCCUUCUUUCAGGUUCUUCCACAGCUAAUAUGGGACAUCACAGAGAGGUUUCAGGGGCCUGAUUUUCUGUGCCGGUCCAUCAAGUACUUGCAGAUUGUGGGGAUGUUUGCUUCCUCCUACAUGAUAGUUGCAAUGACGGUAGACCGGCACCAGGCCAUCUGCUGCCCGUUGCAAGCCUACCGUGGGGGAGCAAUGUCCCGCUGGAACACCCCUGUCAUGGUGGCCUGGGGCUUGGCGCUUGUCCUCAGCAUACCACAGGUGUUCAUCUUCUCUCGCUCAGAAGUGGCUUCCGGAGAGUUCGAGUGCUGGGGUCACUUUGCUGAGUUGUGGGGGCUGAAGGCCUACAUCACGUGGAUGACCGUGGCUGUGUUUGUUCUCCCUGCCCUCAUAAUUACCAUCUGUCAGAUAAGAAUCUUCCGAGAAAUUCACAACAACAUCUACCUUAAGUCAGAAAGGAUGGUGAUGGCUGAGUUAAAGAAGAAUGAGAUCUCCUUCCACUUUCACAGCUUUAAGAAGGAGGACGAGCGGGCCAGGGAGAGGGACAAGGGAAGGCGGGCGUCCGGAGGAGGAGGUAGGGAUGGUCGAGGAGGACAGUUCUUAAAGGGCGUGAAUAACAACCCUCACAAUAACACUCAUAACAGCCAAGUUGGAGAGUGCUGCGACAAUGUACCAUCCACUAUCCAUUAUAACAGCUGUUGUGGUGAACAUGUGACUACAACAGCAUUGCCUGCACGGCAGCAAACACUGAAUGGCUUAGAUGGCCAGGAGAUGCCCUCUGACUCAACCCGCUGCUCCCUUGACUACACCCGCCCUUCUCCUCCACCCACUCCAGCCAUUCCACCUCCAAGCAUCACGAAAGCCAUGUCCAAGACGGUGAAAAUGACCCUGGUCAUUGUGCUGGUCUAUACUAUCUGCUGGUCGCCCUUCUUCAUCGUCCAGCUUUGGGCAGCCUGGGACCCCAACCCUCCAGACCAAGGAGUGGCCUUCACUAUCCUGAUGCUGCUGGCUAGUCUGAACUCAUGCACCAACCCGUGGAUCUACACAGCGUUCUCCAGCAGCGUGUCCAGAGAGCUGCAGAAUCUGCUGCAGUGUCGGUCAGGAACUGGCCGCCGGGGUUCCCUGCCUGACGACUCCAGUACUACACAUACCUCGACCACCAAGGACAGCCUGUACUGA
Cyclopterus lumpus (lumpfish) is the source of this 1935-nucleotide messenger RNA. RefSeq names its product vasopressin V2 receptor-like. The transcript has 7 exons. Gene Ontology annotation, cellular component: membrane. Gene Ontology annotation, molecular function: vasopressin receptor activity; peptide binding. The record is from RefSeq and is a predicted model, not a curated record. NCBI's taxonomy places the organism in Eukaryota, Metazoa, Chordata, Actinopteri, Perciformes, Cyclopteridae. The coding region runs from base 394 to 1935 and encodes 513 amino acids. Gene Ontology annotation, biological process: regulation of systemic arterial blood pressure by vasopressin; positive regulation of vasoconstriction; G protein-coupled receptor signaling pathway.